AUAAAAGCAUCGAAGACCAAUGCAUUACUGGUAAAAAGAGCUUAUAACUCUCUUUGCUCUCAUCUCCUAAUAGCAGAGAAAGUGCUUUUCCUUUUUCUCACAUUGUUUUGUGUUGUAUACUGUAGAAUCAUAAUGCAUUGGAGGUUUUAGCUCUUUCAUUUUGAUUACUGAUUUUGUGGUGCACAUAGAAUGGAAAUGGAAUUGCUCUCUUUCUCUCUCCAUCUCUCUCUUUGGUAUUGUUGACAAAAAAAGGUAAAUAAGCAGCAACCUCUCAUCUGAUCAUAUAAUCCAAGUCUUUGCUAUUUUGCGUGAGAGAUUAGAAGAAAAGAUAUUUUUAUAAGAGACCAAGAGGUUGUUGUUUGCAUAUUUUUGUUGUUUUGGUAUUGGGACUUUGGGAGGAGGAAGAAGAAAGAAAUCUGUUUCUUCUGUAGAAGAAGGUUGGAGGUGUCAAACUCUUCCUCCUCUUCAUUCUUCUACAUCUUCCUUAUUGGUUUGUAACAAUCUCUCUUAAUAAUAAAAUAUAUAGUUUUUCUUCUACUUUAAUUGUUGGUGAUUUUAGGUUCAAUGAAUCUUUUGUUUUUGGUGCCCAGAUCCGAUUCUCUCUCUCCUCCCACUGCCCUUGGAAAUCCCAAUGUCACCAACACCACCAACUAGACCUUUUUUGUAAAAAAAUAAUCUUCUUUUUCAUUACCUUAUUAUAUUAGUUUAAUAACACCUUCGGCUUAAUUGUCACAUUCUUUGCGCAUUAUUUGUUGGUUAAUUUUGAGUUUUUAAAGGGUUUUUCUUUCCAAAAUCUCUCUCUCUCUCUCUUGAUUCAACUUGGCAACUUCAAGUUGCCAAAAAGUAGAUUGAGAGAGAGAAAGAGAAUUGUUUAUUGUUUUCAUGAGGUUGGUUAGGUAAUCCCUCAACUCCUAUUGGUUAUCCAUCUAUCCUCUUCUCCUUCCAUUUAUACUCUCAGACACAACAGAUCAAAAGGCAAAACACACACAACAUAAUGCUUCUCUACUUUAUCAUCUCGUGUCUCUCUUUCUUUUUCUUGUCCAAAUCAUUCUCUCUUCCUCCAUGGGCAUCUGAAACCAAAACCUUGCUCUCUUUCUACUUCUCCAAAAGCCUCUUCACCAAAACUCUGCAUCCAACCACACCUGAUCCCGCCUCUCCCGUGGACCACCAAAUGUCAGUCCUUGACCUCCCUGACCUGGCUCUGGAUCGCAUCCUCGAGCUUCUCCCGCCUUCUGGACUCUCUAGUAUGGCUAAGGUUUGUAGCUCCCUGAAGGAGAGAUGUGUGAGUGAUCAUCUAUGGGAGAAACACUUGGUCUCCAAAUGGGGCAAAGUCCUUGGCCCUGCUGCUCAUAGAGAGUGGAAAUGCUCUCUCUCUUCCUCGUAUCAUCUUGAUUCUCCUAGUCACCAGAUUGGUGGUCAUCCUCUUGGUUUUGACAGAAUCAUCUCUUUGAUCCGAUCUGUUUCCUCUGUUUUCCUAAAUGAUGAUGAUAAUAAGAGGAAGAGAUAUGCUGCGUCUUCUCUGCCACUUGAUGCCACCAUGAGCUUCUACCUCUCCCUUGAAACUGGUCGUUUUUGGUUCCCUGCUCAAGUUUACAACCGUGAGAAUGGGCAUGUAGGGUUCAUGUUGUCAUGCUAUGAUGCUGAGCUCAGCUAUGAUACUCUCACUGAUACUUUUCAGGCCAGGUAUCCGCCACAUGGUAGAAGAGCAGUUGCGGUUGAAAAGGGUGUGACGUGGGAGAGGCUAAGAGCAGCUCCCAUUGAUGCGUCUCCUCAUCAUCUUCAUGUGUCAGAUUCUCUAAACGAGUUGAAACCUGGAGAUCACAUCGAGAUUCAGUGGAGAAGAAACAAAGAGUUCCCUUAUGGAUGGUGGUAUGGUAUCGUUGGCCACUUAGAAUCCUGUGAUGGGAAUCUCAACCAUUGUCAUUGUCAUCUUAAUGAGAUGGUGGUGUUGGAAUUCAACCAGUACACAGUGGGAUCGAGGUGGAGAAGAACAAUGAUAAACAAGAGAGAUCAUAGAGAGGAAGGUAACGAGGAAGAGGGGUUCUAUGGAGGAAUCAGAAAGCUAAGUUGUAAAGAAGAGAUUGCUAUGUGGACACGUCUCUGGCCAUCCUCCAUCUUAGAGUAGGAUCAAGAGAUUCAAACACAACCAUUGUACUAAAGGGUAGUAGGGAUGUUAAUUUUAGAUGUGUACUCACUCUUCUAUCCAAUGUAUGAUUUAACUGUUGAUUAUUUA
This is a messenger RNA of Brassica napus (rape), 2233 nucleotides long. Its product is annotated as F-box protein At2g32560-like. Gene Ontology annotation, molecular function: protein binding. The record is from RefSeq and is a predicted model, not a curated record. Lineage: Eukaryota; Viridiplantae; Streptophyta; Magnoliopsida; Brassicales; Brassicaceae. The coding region runs from base 995 to 2125 and encodes 376 amino acids. The transcript has 5 exons.